Messenger RNA from Marmota flaviventris (yellow-bellied marmot), 315 nucleotides. Lineage: Eukaryota; Metazoa; Chordata; Mammalia; Rodentia; Sciuridae. The record is from RefSeq and is a predicted model, not a curated record.
AUGGCAGCAAACCCUUCAGGACAAGAUUUUCAAAACACAAAUAGAGUUGCAAUCUUGGCAGAACUGGACAAAGAGAAACGAAAAUUACUUAUGCAGAACCAAUCUUCAACAAAUCAUCCUGGAGCUAACCUUGUACUCUCCAGACCCGCUCUUAAUAAGGACUUCCGGGAUCAUGCAGAACAGCAGCAUAUCGCAGCCCAGCAGAAGGCAGCUUUGCAGCAUGCUCAUGCACUUUCAUCUGGAUACUUCAUAAAUCAAGACUCUGCUUUUGAAAAUUUUAUUCUUCCUGUUUUACCUCGCCUUGAUCCAGAAUGA